GCUUGCUGCCAAGAUGCCGCACUAGCCGCACUGGCGUCUGAUGCUGCUGAGAGGUGGCUAUAUGGCUGCCUACAUGGCUUGGUUGCCCUGCUGCUUGGUCUCCUGUCCUUCUCGGCCUUGACACAGGCCCAGAGCCUCCCCUCCAAGCUCGGCUUUGCCGUCUCUGCGGCCUCGGUGGUGCAGGUGGCGCUGUUACCUGAUGCUCUGGUGGACUUUGUGAAGCAUGGCGCACGCUUGACGCAUGGUUUGGCCGCUUUGCGUCGGAUGGCACAAACCUGCAAGGAGACUGUGCCUGAAGAGCUCGAAAGUCCGCUGGCCACCACAGAAGUGGACCUGGUCGAGGAGACCCAAGGCAAGCGGACAGCGAUCCGCAGUGGCAAGGUGGCCUUGGGGGAUGUGAUGGUCGAAAGCGGCUUUGGCGAACUGUCAGAGCCCAAACCCAGAAAGGCGCAGUCCUUCUCCCUGGCAGGCUUCCCCAUCGAAAAGGUUCCAGCUGACUGGCCAUACUUUGGCGCCAUUGACUUCGAGAAGGUGACGGUGAGGUAUGGCCCUGGCCUGUCCCCGGCCCUUUCCGGCUGCUCCUUGACGCUGCCAGCGGGAAAGGCGCUCCUAGUCGUCGGCGCCCGGGGUUGCGGCAAGUCGUCGCUGCUGAGGACUUUACUCCGCUCCAAGCAGCUCGAGUCCGGUCGUGUGAUCCUUGAUGCGGUGGACGUCCGGUGCGUGGGGCUGACUACUCUUCGAGGCCGUGUGGCGGUGGUCCCGCAGGAGCUGUGCCUCUUCCACGGCACUUGGAGGGAGAACUUGGAUCCCAUGGGCGAGUUCGAGGAGGACGCUGGACCCCUCUCUUUCCAAUGGUUCAUCCUUCGCAUACUGCCUGGCGUUAUCGCCUGA
Molecule: messenger RNA, 891 nt
Organism: Symbiodinium pilosum
Lineage: Eukaryota; Dinophyceae; Suessiales; Symbiodiniaceae
Source: the annotation of a GenBank genome assembly